Messenger RNA from Penicillium waksmanii, 372 nucleotides. RefSeq lists its product as uncharacterized. Lineage: Eukaryota; Fungi; Ascomycota; Eurotiomycetes; Eurotiales; Aspergillaceae. Bases 1 to 372 code for a protein of 123 amino acids. The record is from RefSeq and is a predicted model, not a curated record. The transcript has 3 exons.
AUGCCAGGCGAAAAUGAAGCGUACACAGAUUUUAAACCACCCUUCGACAGAAACGCCCUGGCAGUUCGGCGCUACGGCGUUGUUCCUCUCCGAGAGAAGCUAUUUUCCGAAGGAUCAAAGCACCGUACCUACUUUGACUCUGCCGAAUUUGUUCUAAAAUCCGCACAUAACCCAUCCGAGAUCUCCGAAAAGAACACUGGAACCGAGCGCCCGCAACACGCUAGCAUCUCUCAGCCAUUUUGCGCCGUGCCUGGCACCAGUAAUGUCUGUAAGACCGCGAAUAAUGGAUUUCAGAAUACCAGUCACGAAUAUCAGAAUUACCAGAGUCCUCUCCAUGAAAACGAGGAGGCCGACUGCAAAAAGACGAAUUAG